UCCCUAGGCAAACAGCUGACUUGUGAGUAAGACCGUUGACGUUUCCCAUGACAAUACCCAUCUUCAGUCCGUCACUCACAACAAAUUACACGAAAAGUAGAACAGCCAACGGGAAAAUGAUAAAUAGAACUCAAUAAUUCGCACCAUCGCCUACAAGGAUCGUCGCUCAAGUUGCAAAAAUGCUUACCACGCCACAUCGCCCCCCUCGACUGUGAUCAUCUACACGCAAUGGCCACGCUCCCCUUCGUCGCUGCAGAGGAGGCAGUGGCGUCAGCAGCGGAGCCCCAACUGCGAAGUAUCCGCCUGGAGAAGCAGCAACACCAGCUGGCCAGAAACUCCCUGCUGGCGGAGCUGCGGAGGGCCACCAACUUCUGGUUCCGGGCCAAAUCGACGGACGGACAACAGCUGCUGACCCAAAGCUGCACCCGCGUCCUCAGGCACGGAAUGGUGAGCGAGUGAGAGCGAGACGGGGAGUGGGGGACUCUGAUCCCGACACUGAUAAUCAAGAAAUACCCUGGAAGUCUUAGUCAGCAAUGGCUAGCAAUGAUAUGUUUGGGUUACUGCGAGGAAGUUAUGAAAUCGGACUAAAUUAUACAACAGAAUUAUGAUAAAAUUUGUUUGGAACUGAUGGGAGGAAGCCAGAAUACCCUGGAGUUGGAGCCUGUGGAGCUGCAGCGUCUGUCGGAUGACUUUGAGUUCCUGCUGGCGAGUGCCGGACAACAAGCCGAGACCAGGCUCCAGGGGAACCCCACUCCCAACCAUAACACCAGUGCUGAUGCGGUGGAGGCCUUCUUGAUGGAGUGGACGGAGCGCAGCCUGCGCGGCCAUUGCCUGUCGCAGUGCCUCCAAACCCUGGUGGCCGACCCGGAGCUGAUGGACUUCUACUAUCCCACGGAGGAGGCUUUCUUGCGUCACUCGGGCGAGGCGACGUCGCUGUUUGUGUGUCUCACGGCGGUGCAGCUGAACCAAAGCGGCCUGCUGGGCCAGCUGGAGGUCAGGUGUCAGAUGCGCCACCGACGCACCUGCUCGCAGCCGAACUUUAGUAUUUCGCCCAAGCUGCAAGCCGUGCCGGAGGAGAUAACCCAGAAGAGGAACUACCUGAGGCGCCUGAAAAGCCUGCCGAAUCUCAGCCAGGAGCAGGCAAGGGACCCUGACCUGGAGAGAUUGUCCAACAGACGCCGCUGCCAGACGUUCAGCAGUCCGCGUAGCCAGUUCUUGGACGUCCCAUCGCCCAGCUCCUGCUCUUCCGGCGGCAGCCCCAAGCGGAUUCAGCUGAUCAACUGUGAUGACAUUAAGAUCUGGACGGACCAAACGCUGACGGAGUCCCCGCCGGAAAGGGAGGAAAAGAAGCCGGUGGACCAGCCCCGCGGAUCCUCCUCCCCAUUUGGCAGUUUCUUAGGCAGCUUCUUUGCCUCCCCGCCCGUCUAUACCAGUUGGUUCCAGCGGGGCUUGGGCGAGGACCUGAACGCCAGUGGGGGCGACGGCGACGGUAUAUUGGACAACUUCCUGCCGGUUAAUGGCAGGAAACUGAAGAAACACCAAACCCUCUUCGAGGGUGUCAGCAUGCUGGACGAGGCCACCACCUCUGCCACUUGUUACUCCACCUGCAGCGCGGCCUCCGCCGCUGCCUCCGCCGCUUCCACAGCGCCCUGGGACAUACAAAGACCAGAAGGCAGCACCACCACUGCCACCAGCUCAACCACAGCCUCCAGUUCAGUGAGCAUUACGCCGAGCAGCGACAAAAUGGACCAGCAGUCGCUGGCAUCCUUCCUGCAGAUGUCCCGUCAAACGCACAAUAACACGCAGUUGGAAAAGGAGAACGCCCACUUCCGGAUCUCGGAGGCCUGCAUCGCGGCCAUCGAGCACGUGAAGUGGAGCCGCAAACUGUCAGCCAAGCCGGCCAGCCUCCAACCAAAUCGCACGGAGCCCAGUCUAAUGCCCUAUGUCCAGCCCAUUGCCGGUGACGUCGAGAACCAUAGCGCCGAGGCUGUUGGCCUACAAUUGAUUUCCCGCUUCAACGAGCAACAGCUGCCUAAGUUAGGCCACCUGAAGUGGCUGGUAUCCGAGCAGGAGGCGCCGCAGAAGCUGCUGCCCAUGCCGGCGCUACCGAAACUGGAUCAGGAUCAGCAGCCAGCUGCUGGCAGUCUGACCCGGGGUACUUCCAGCUGGGCCCCACCGCGUCAGCAGAUCAUAUUCACGGAACACCCGGUGGAGAGUCGCGCCAAGGUGCUGGAAAAGCAGAAUCAGCGCUGUGCCGGCUGCGGCAUGCGUGUGGCAAAGCAUCUGCAGCAGCACUAUCGCUAUUGCAACUAUCUGGGAAAAUAUCUCUGCACCGGCUGCCACCGGAACCAAAUAUCGGCCAUUCCCGCUAAGAUUCUACGCUCCUGGGACUUCCGCUGCUAUCCGGUGUGCUCGUUCGCCUACAAGCUCAUCGAGCAGAUGUACGGCUUUCCACUCUUCCAUGUUCCGGACCUGAACGAGCAGUUGUACAAGCAGAAGGAGCUGGCCAAGGCCAGAAGGAGGAGGGUCCAGCUUCAGGCCGUUAAGGGCUUCAUAUCGAAUUGUCGGUUCGCCGUGAGAGAGCAGGCCUUCUUCAAUGCCAUUCCAGAGCACAUAACCCAGGAUCCGGACAUGUGGUCCAUGUGCGAUUUUGUCGACGUGCAAAACAAAAGCAUGGGCCGGUCCAUAAAGGAGCUGGUCGUCCUCAGCGAACAUCAUGUCCAAAGUUGUGUGCUCUGUUCGGGUCGGGCUUUCGUCUGCGAGGAGUGCAAAAGUGAAGACCUCAUAUAUCCCUGGCAGAGGAAAGUUCAACGCUGCGAUAGGUGCGGAUCCUGCUUUCAUUACGGCUGCUGGAAGUACCGGACUCGGAGCCGGAAUGUACAGGGAUGCCCCCGGUGUGCCCGUCUACAGAAUCGGGCCAGCUAGCAGUUGCUGAAAACUCAACUCUUUACAAAUGGGAAACGGAAAAGACAGUUGCAAGUUUGGCGGGGCGAAUUGAUGUGCUUGGUUUUUCCGAUAACCCUCUUUGGACCUGCCUGGUCAGUCUUGCUCUCCGGCCAAUUUUGGUAGUUUACCAGUCCCACGGGUAGGAAUCGUUAAAAAAUCCGAACACAUCCCCAAACACACAAGUAUCGAAACUAUCUCGACAAAGAGUAAUUCGACCUAACAUUUCAUACAAAAAGUUCCUUUGAAAGCAAACAGAUAUUUAAUUUUCGUCACUACAAUCUAAAAUCAAUCAGGGGAUCAGUAGGGAAUAUUAAAAUAAGUCCAUAGACCGUUAGUUAGUCCAGUUAACUGAAGUAAAGGUGCUCUUAAUUUCCAUUGAACGCAUUAAUAUUAAAUUUAAUAUUAAUUUAUAUUAAUUAAUAUUAUUUGAUAUUUAAUUUAUUAAAUUAAUAUUAAAACUAAAAAGAAAGGAAAAUGGACUAAAGCACCGUAUAUUCUAUGAUCCUAUGAUUGUUUUAGAUGAAAGUUAAAAAAGUUAUUGUUCUGUUUUUAAGUUAAAAAAACGUUUAACGGUAACACGUCAACAGGUGUUUGAAAAGAUAAUUAGUGUUGAAUAACGCCUAAUUAUAAAGAUGAUAAUGAAUAAUGAAUAAUGGGAUUCGUGGCCCUGGGAUUGAUAAACUCUCAAAAUUCAUAGCCGAGGUCAGACCAUGAAGUUAUUUCGCAAUUUUAAAAUUAAAUUGAAUAAAGCAAAUCGGAAGUGUACUACUCUUGAAUAAAUCGCAGUGAAGGCCUUGGAACCACCAACAAUUUUGAAGAAAAAUGCAAUGGUGAAAUUAUACGAUCAAAAUUUCCAUUUCUUUUAAUUUGUGAUUUGUGAACCAAAACUGCACUAAUUUUCGCCCUGUACAGUUGUGAACGACGCACCCCAGUGAUGAUAUGUCUACAGAAUUAUUACGAAUAUUUAUACAUAUAUUUUUUUAUUGUAAAUAACCAUGUAAAUUACCAAAUCUGUUACGAAAAUCAAGUACCUCAACCGUGAGAUGAGUACCCAUGUUGAUUUUAUACAUAUAUAGCAACUAAAAAUACGGAUAUUUAUUGUAUGCCACAGUUAAAUUAUUAAAGAGUGUAUUUUUUAUCAUA
Messenger RNA from Drosophila ananassae, 4089 nucleotides. It is a transcript of the gene Rubicon, whose product is annotated as run domain Beclin-1-interacting and cysteine-rich domain-containing protein. Lineage: Eukaryota; Metazoa; Arthropoda; Insecta; Diptera; Drosophilidae. Bases 628 to 2925 code for a protein of 765 amino acids. The transcript is spliced from 4 exons. The record is from RefSeq and is a predicted model, not a curated record. Gene Ontology annotation, molecular function: phosphatidylinositol phosphate binding. Gene Ontology annotation, cellular component: intracellular membrane-bounded organelle.